Molecule: messenger RNA, 1467 nt
Organism: Acanthamoeba castellanii str. Neff
Lineage: Eukaryota; Discosea; Longamoebia; Acanthamoebidae
Product: ice-binding protein
Exons: 3
Coding region: 1-1467 (488 amino acids)
Source: RefSeq, a predicted model, not a curated record
AUGAAGCCGCGGCAUGUAAUGUCAAUCAACACAGGAGCCAGCUUGACCCGGGACCCCACCAGCACCAACUAUGAGGAGGGCGGUAGCGGCGCCUCCUUCAUCCUGGGCCGCGCCGCCAGCUACGCCGCCCUCGCCGCCUCCACCGUCACCAACGUCGGCCUGACAGUCGUCACCGGCGACAUCGGCGUCUACGCCGGCAACCAGGUGACCGGGUUCAACCCGCCCGGCGUCUUCACGGGCGCCCUCCAUGCCGGCGACACCUACGCUCAGCUGGCCCAGCUCAACCUCCUCGGCUCCUACAAUCUGCUGGCCGGCCUCCCCUGCAACGUCGAGCUCACAGACACCAACCUGGGCGGCCUCGUGCUUGCCCCUGGAGUCUACCGCUUCGCCAGCUCGGCUGUGAUGAGCAACGUGGCGCUCACCCUCGAGGGUACCCUGAGCCCCAGCGACGCCUGGCUCUUCCAGGUGGGGUCGUCGCUCAUCACCGACCCCCUGGCUUCGGUCACCCUCACCCGCGGGGCCCGCAGCAGCAACUUCUUCUGGCAGGUGGGCAGCUCGGCCACUCUGGACCACGACACCUGGUUCGUCGGGUCAUUGCUGGCUUACACCUCGGUCUCGGCCAACGACGGCGCCUCUCUCGACGGACGCGCCCUUGCCGUGAACGGCGCCAUCACCUUAAUCAACAACGCCUUCACCUUUGCGGGGCUGCCCUUCGUUCUGGCUGGUCCCAGCGCAGGCGACGCCCAGUGCAACUCAGUCACCAACGUCACCAUUGGUGAGCUCACAGGCGACCUCAGCGCCACUGGGGGCGAUCCCUACCUGCUUACCAACACAGUGGUGGGCGGCGAGUGCUUCAGCGAGUCGGAGCUAGUCUUGGUGGCCCUGGCCACACCCUCCCUUCACCAUCGCAGUCGCCCUCGCCCUCGCCGACCCAGUCGCCUUCAAACACCCCUCACCCUCGCCCACGCAGUCGCCAUCGCCCUCGCAGUCGCCGACACCACCGCCGACCCAGUCGCUGACAAACUCGCCAUCGCCCUCGCAGUAGGUCACGCAGUCGCCAUCGCCCUCUCCAACCCAGUCACCAUCAAACACCCCCUCACCUACUCAGUUGACCUCAUCCUUGCUGACCCAGUUGCCGUCAAACACGCCCUCGCCCUCACCGACUCAGUCGCCGACAAACACGCCCUCGCCCUCACCAACGCAGUCACCCACACCCUCACCAACACAGUCACCGACCAACACGCCCACACCAUCCUCAACACUGUCACCUUCGAACACGCCCACGCCGACAACGUCCCCCUCCACUACUCCAUCUCCCACCAGCUCACCAUCCAGUUCACCCUUGAGCAUGACUACCCCAUUGGUCUUGUCUUCUUCCUCUUGGUCAUCCUCGCCCUUGUUGUUGCUGUCAAUCACGACCACUCAGUUGGCUUCGUUGUUGCCGUUGGCCUCUUGGUCAUCAUCUGA